GGCGACGAGGUUGGGCCUGCGGUGCCCUGCUGCAAGCCAGGAUUACAGAGACACAAUGGAGCUGGAAAACAUCGUUGCCAAUACCGUCCUGCUGAAGGCGAGGGAAGGAGGGGGUGGAAACCGAAAAGGCAAGAGCAAGAAGUGGAAACAGAUGCUCCAGUUCCCUCACAUAAGCCUGUGUGAGGAGCUCCGCCAAACUAUAGAGAAGGACUACAACAGCCUUUGCGAGAGGCAGCCGAUCGGACGCAUGCUUUUUAGGCAGUUCUGUGAUACCAGGCCGGAGCUGAGGCGCUGCGUCAAGUUCUUGGAUGCUGUGGCAGAGUAUGAAGUAGCUCCAGACGAAAGGAGGAAGGAGUGUGGACAGGAGCUCCUCGACAAGUAUUUAAAUCCAAAGUCAGAAGACCAUGUCCCUGAGGUGCCAGAGGAGAUGGUAUCUAAAUGUGCAGAGCGCUUGGAACAGGAGGCCUGUAAAGAACUUUUCAUGGACUGUACCAAACUGAUCCAUGACUACUUGAGCGUGGCCCCUUUUGCAGACUACCUCGACAGUAUCUACUUCAACCGCUUUCUACAAUGGAAGUGGCUUGAGAGACAGCCAGUUACAAAAAACACAUUCCGUCAGUACAGGGUAUUGGGAAAGGGCGGGUUCGGUGAGGUCUGUGCAUGCCAGGUGCGGGCCACAGGCAAGAUGUACGCCUGCAAGAAGCUGGAGAAAAAGCGGAUCAAAAAGAGAAAAGGCGAGUCUAUGGCCCUAAAUGAGAAACAAAUUCUCGAAAAAGUCAACAGUCGGUUUGUAGUGAGUCUGGCAUAUGCCUACGAGACAAAAGACGCUCUAUGCUUGGUGCUCACGCUCAUGAAUGGGGGAGAUCUGAAGUUCCACAUCUACCACAUGGGCGAGGCUGGGUUUGACGAGAAGAGAGCUGUGUUCUAUGCCGCCGAGAUCUGUUGCGGUUUGGAGGAUCUUCACAGAGAGAGAAUAGUUUAUAGGGAUUUGAAGCCAGAAAACAUACUACUGGAUGAUCAUGGUCACAUUCGCAUAUCAGACUUGGGCCUCGCUGUACAUGUACCGGAGGGCCAGACAAUUAAAGGCCGUGUAGGCACGGUGGGGUACAUGGCCCCCGAGGUGGUAAAGAACGAGCGGUACACGUUUAGCCCGGACUGGUGGGCUCUUGGCUGCCUGUUAUACGAGAUGAUCGAGGGCCAGUCGCCCUUUCAGCAGCGCAAGAAGAAAAUCAAGCGCGAGGAGGUGGAGCGGCUUGUUAAAGAAGUGCUGGAGGAGUACUCCAACAAGUUCUCUGAGGAUGCCAAGUCUCUGUGCAAAAUGCUUCUGGCCAAAGACCCCAACGAGAGACUUGGUUGUCAGGGAGGAGCCUCGGAGGUAAAAGCCCACCCACUGUUACGCUCCAUUAAUUUCAAACGACUGGAGGCUGGCAUGUUGGAAGCCCCUUUCAUUCCUGAUCCUCAGGCAAUCUACUGUAAGGAUGUGCUGGACAUCGAGCAGUUUUCCACUGUAAAAGGGGUUGAGCUGGAGCCUAAAGACGACUCCUUCUACAGCAAAGUGUCAACAGGCAGCGUUUCCAUCCCCUGGCAAAAUGAAAUGAUUGAGUCAGAGUGUUUUAAAGAACUGAAUGUUUUGAAUUUGGACGGCUCGGUGCCUCCAGACCUGGACUGGAGAGGGCAGCCAUCACCGCCACCCAAACAGGGCUUGAUGCAGAGACUUUUUGGGAGACAGGACUGCUGUGGAAACUGCAGCGACAGUGACGAAGAGCCUACGCGGCUCUGAGGGUGGAGCUUGUUCCAGGUCCCUCCCCCUGACACCGGAGGAUCUCAUUUUGUUUACAACUUUUGCACAUUUGUAUUUUUAGGAUAGCUCUAUAUAAACAUUGGAAUGUAUAUUUUCACUAUAUAGCCAUGCGGUGUAUGUUAUUUAAAGUCGAAAAAUCGACUUCAUCAUUCACUGUGUAUUGCAGAGACACAUCCGUAGAUUCUAAAGGCUGAAUGAUCCAAACUGUCCCGUCUGUUUAAUCAGCCUCGGCGAGCGUCCUUGCGCCUUUUCUUCUUCUUUUUUACGUUUCUUUUUUUGUUGGUUUGUUUGUUUCUUUUUCUUCAACUAAUUCACAUGUACAGUGUGCGCACAGACAUAUUUCAAAUAAGUGUGAAGGAAGGAAGUUAUGUUCACAGAUAUUUUUAUAUUUAUAUGUUUGUUGCUUUUCUUAUGGUAAUCUUGACAAUCAAACGAUACCAUUUGUACAAAACUUUUAACAGUGUGCAUGUGGAGGUCUAGAACACAAAGACAUGAAGUUUAGUGACUGAAACAUACUGAUGGAUUUUUUUUGUGUGUGUUUAGCUGUAUGAAUGAACAUUUCAAGCUGAAGUCACAAAUUUAUUGUAGGGAUAAUUAGCUAGAGACACCUAAUAUACCAAAUAGGCGAGAUUUCGAAUACACACUGUAUGUACAGGUUAACAGCUGGAGCCACUUGUGUUAUGUUGUAAAUACGCGACACUCAUCUGUAAAGUCCCGAGUGUGUCUUCCGGCUAAUUUCUCUUUGGAUAUUUGAGGAAUAACCAUAAUUAAUAUUCUAGAUGAUUCAUAUGUGCAUGGUAGUUCUAUGCAUAAAUCUUAUUGCAUUUAUAAUGCAUUUAUCAUAU
Trichomycterus rosablanca is the source of this 2646-nucleotide messenger RNA. RefSeq names its product G protein-coupled receptor kinase 6 (gene grk6). NCBI's taxonomy places the organism in Eukaryota, Metazoa, Chordata, Actinopteri, Siluriformes, Trichomycteridae. The coding region runs from base 56 to 1780 and encodes 574 amino acids. Gene Ontology annotation, cellular component: cytoplasm. Gene Ontology annotation, molecular function: G protein-coupled receptor kinase activity; ATP binding. The transcript is spliced from 16 exons. Gene Ontology annotation, biological process: protein phosphorylation; regulation of signal transduction; signal transduction. The record is from RefSeq and is a predicted model, not a curated record.